This is a messenger RNA of Pieris napi, 3018 nucleotides long. Its product is annotated as transmembrane protein 104 homolog. The coding region runs from base 174 to 1700 and encodes 508 amino acids. The transcript has 5 exons. NCBI's taxonomy places the organism in Eukaryota, Metazoa, Arthropoda, Insecta, Lepidoptera, Pieridae. The record is from RefSeq and is a predicted model, not a curated record.
UGAAUUAUGAAAUAUCGCAACCCGAUCACCUUAGAAAAUCUUAUUACAAUUCGAUAAUCUUUUAAUAAUAAUAAUUGAUAUACGUGGAAAUAGUAAUUAUAGUACAUAGAGAUACAUUUUUAAAAGACGUAAAUAUUAACUUAAACAGCUAUGUUGUCAACACGUUAUAGGUCAUGCCUCGUCAACGGUGGUUUUUAAGAAGAAAUAUAAUAAUGCCUGUUGCUGAGGGAGGCGAUCAGUACUCUGUUUGGGUGGGAUUAAUUUACAUAUUUAACUUAAUAGUUGGUACUGGGGCUCUGACUCUUCCAGCUGCAUUUGCCAGAGCAGGAUGGGGCCUAAGCACAAUAUCUCUUGUAUUCCUGGCAUUUAUGAGUUUUAUGAAUGCAACAUAUGUCAUAGAAACUAUGGCUUGUGCCAAUGCUGUAUUUAAAUGGAAAAGAUUGCAAUUUUUAAAGAGGAAUAGUAUGCAAGAUGAAGAAAACUCAGAAGAAGAACAAAGUAGCUCAAAUGCUCCUGGGUAUGGAGAACUUGAAGAUCCCUUAGUUUGUGGAGACUCUGUACCUUCACGUUAUUACAGUCUUGAUAAGAGAAUUGAGCUAGGGGAAAUGGCUAAUCUCUUCUUAAGUAAAACUGGACGGACAAUGUUCUAUUGCACACUAUGUGUUUAUCUGUAUGGGGAUUUGUCAAUAUAUUCUGCUGCUGUUUCCAAGUCUUUGAUGGAUGUUGUGUGUUCAACAGUUCCAUCGAAUAUGACAAAUAUAACAGACUGGGACGAUAUGCCCUGCUUUCAUGCCUCUGAAGGGACAUUCACACGUAUUGAUUGUUACCGAAUGGCUCUAUUGACAUUCUUCGCAGCAAUGGGACCUUUUGUCUUCUUUAAUGUUCAGAAGACAAAAUACCUACAGCUGUUUACUUCUGGCAUGCGGUGGCUUGCAUUCGUCAUAAUGAUAUCAAUGGCGAUACAUCUUCUAAUCAAACACGGACCUCAAGGGAAGCCGCCAGCUUUCGAUUUCACGGGCAUGCCCACUUUGUUCGGGGCCUGCGUCUAUUCAUUCAUGUGCCAUCAUUCCCUCCCUGGCCUAAUCAGCCCUAUACGCGGCAAAAGCCACCUUGGGCUCCACCUCUCGCUCGAUUACAUGCUCAUAAGCAUCUUCUAUCUCCUUCUGGCGUUCACGGGCGCGUUCGCGUUCGCAAACCUCAACGAUCUUUAUACAUUAAACUUCGUGCCCACAGAUAAUGAUAAUAUUUUUCUAGAAAUUGUCGAAUACUUUCUCGCUCUAUUUCCUGUGUUCACUCUCUCUACAAGUUUUCCGAUUAUUGCUAUUACAUUGAGGAAUAAUUUACAAAGUUUGUUUUUGGAUACGAGUCGCUUGGAGUCGUAUAACUUUGUUUUACGGAAGUUGAUAUUUCCAAUUGUAGCUGUCGUUCCUCCGCUAUUACUGACGUAUUUCUUGGAGGAUAUAAGCGUUCUUAUUAAGUUUACAGGGUCCUAUGCCGGUACGGGGAUACAGUAUUUAAUACCUACGUUUCUUGUGCUCUCUGCUAGACGACAUUGCGCUAAUUUGUUAGGUUUAGGAGUGGUUAAUAGAUACAAAAGUCCAUUUUCAAAUGUAUCGUGGGCUGUGUUUGUGCUACUUUGGUCAUUUAUAUGUAUAAUACUUGUAUCUGUAAAUAUGAUUGAAAAACAUUUACAUCGUUAAAUAAAAUGUUUAAACCUAUUUUAAACCUUAAUAGGUUAAAAAGACGUACUCACAUUUUACCAUUAAAAUGUUUUAUAGUAAAUAAAUAAUAAUACAUUUAAUGCCGGUAAGGAAUGAUUACCCCUGAAGGGUAGUAAAAAUACAGCUUUCGAUUCUCGAACGGAAUAUUUUUUUUACUCAAUGUCUAAAGUAACUGUUAAUUUAAAUUUACGACUCUGAGUGACUGAAAACACACUAUAACUGAUUUUGGCUGACUAUGUUAAAAAUCGUGUUAGAAACGGAGAAGAUGAGACGUUACCAAUGAUUGCCUAUUAAUCCUUAUUCCUCGUAACCAAAGUGAUUUAAUUAAUAUUUAUAUUAUAUAAAUAUUAUUAUUUAAAAAAAAAAAACAAAUAAUUUCGUACAAAAAUGUGUUCAUCAUUGAUUUAUGCAUGUCUAAUGCACAAUAUAUUUUAACAUUAUUUUGUUAUUAACUAACUUUGCCCACUCGAAGUUCGCGUGGAAUCAAUCGUAGGUAUAUCGUAGAUGAACGAAGAAGGGAUCUUUUUUCCUGUAGAUAUUGUUAUAAGAGCAGUGGCUAUAGCGUGCGAAAACUCUGAGGUCGGCUUUGCACCAACGGAUUCUCCCAUGUAAUUAACAAUUACUCGUAAAUUCAAUCAUCGUGAGGAAGCACAUCUUCAGAGUCACCUUAUCUUUAAAAGAAAAUGUCCAAAGAAACCUUCAAUUCGGAGCCAAGAACCAUUGUUGUAGCGGCACUAAAUUAUUAAGUUAUUAAUAUAUUUAUAUCGAUGGACAUUAAUUGUUUAAAAUAUCAAAGUGGCGGAAACUACUUUACUAAGAGAUGGAUAUCAGAGUAAGAUUCAGAAGCGAGAUUUAGUGUGUCCUGUACGAUAAGAGAAUUAGAUUUUUCUAAUCUCGUUUGUGAAUCUUCCUUUAAAUUCAAAACAGUACAAUGAUUUAAAAAUAAAAUUAGAAUUGCGUAUUUAUGACCGUUUAUUCGCGAUGUGCUUGUAAAUUUUUAUGCCAAUAAAUUAAAACAUAAUAAAAUUGUUUAAUGCUAAUUUUAUAAUCGCUGUAAAAUAGUCUAAAUAUGUGAGAUUAAUUGUGUACUGAUUCCUAGUUCUAAUAAUGUUAUGGCUUUUAUAUUUUUUACUAGAACAAAUAAGGAAUUGUGUUAGAAAUGUUAUUGGUACAAUAAUAAUUUUCUGUGAUAGCGUAACGUUUUGUAUAUGUAUCUAUGUAAUUGCUAAAGUGACUGAUUGAUGUAUUUAUUUUAUUCAGAGUAUUUUUACAAUAAAUUUAUUUUGUGUGUUUGAAA